CAGGUGGUCUUCCCCGGUGUCCGCGCAACGGUGGAGGUGACCAAGGAGCGCUUCGAGGAGCUCUCGGCCCACCUCGAGCGCACGGGCGGGGGCGCCGUCGGCGUGCUCGCGGCGCGGCCCGCAACCAAGGGCCGCAGGGGCGGUGCCGACGGCGGCCAGGGCGCUCCGCCGCCCCAGGGCGACCUCUUCGAGACGGGCACGCUCUGCAGGCUCGUCCAGCACGCCGUCGAGAAAUCGAUGUGCAGGCUUGUGGUCGAGGGGAGGUCCCGGUUCACGGUGGAGCGCUUCGAGCAGACGUCCCCGCUGCUCGUGGCCACGGUGCGGCUGGUCGAGGAGGAGCGAGACGCCCAGGCGCACGACGUGUCGGUGCUGGCGCUCAUGCGCAACAUACAGGAGAGGCUGAGCGAGCUGCUGAAGAGCGGCCCCGAGGGCGGCCGGGCGCGCCAGCUCCGCCUGCCCUCCUCGGCCGCAGGCCUCGUCGGCGUCGCCGGGGCCACACUGGGGCAGGUGCCGGUGGCCGAGCGGCAGCGCAUCCUGGACCUACGAGGCGUCAAGGAGCGUCUGGAGUACGUGCUCGAGCUGGUCCAGCGAGAGUCGGAGGCAAGGAGAAUCUCCGGCGAGAUCAACGCGGGGAUCCAGAAGACGCGCGAGCAGGAGCUGAAGAGGGUGGUGCUGCAGCGGCAGAUCCAGGAGGUGCAGAAGGAUCUGCGCCGCGUCCGCGUGAGAGUGCAGCGGGAGGCCGGGGAUCCUAGCAGGGAGGGCGCCGAGGAUGACUUGGGGAACAGCGAUGGCGAAGAGGAAGAGGACGAAGUGAACCGCCUUAGCGACAAGAUAGCCAAGGCGGGCCUCCCCCCAGACGCACUGCGUGUGGCCAAGAAGGAGCUCCGGCGGCUGAAGGGCAUCCAGCCGCAGCAUCCGGAGUACACGAUCACCCACUCAUACCUUGAGCUGUUGUCGGUACUGCCGUGGCAGACGAGCUCCGAAGACUGCUUCGAUCUCGCCCACGCACGCUCCGUCCUCGACGAUGACCACCGCGGAUUGGACAAGGUCAAGGUCCGGAUUCUCGAGUUUCUCGCUGUGCAGAAGAUGCGCGGGAAUAUGCAGGGCCCAAUCCUCUGUCUCCACGGCCCUCCAGGAAUCGGGAAGACAUCUUUGGGCCGUUCCAUUUCGCGUGCCAUGGGCAGGAAGUUCCACAGGAUCGCUCUGGGAGGGGUUCGCGACGAGGCCGAGCUGCGUGGUCACAGGCGGACUUACAUCGGCAGCAUGCCAGGAGUCAUCAUUCAGGCAUUCCAAGCCCUUUCUGUGAACAACCCGGUCAUCCUCUUGGAUGAGGUGGACAAGAUGUCUCAAAACUCUAUGUUCAACCCGCAGGCCACUCUUCUGGAGAUCUUGGAUCCCGAGCAGAACAGCACGUUCAAGGACCACUACCUGAAUAUGCCGUUCGACCUCUCCAAGGUCCUGUUCAUCUGCACCGCCAACGACACCUCGCUCAUCGACCGCCCACUGCUGGACCGCAUGGAGAUCCUCGAGCUCUCAGGGUACACCCCAGAGGAGAAGAUGUCCAUCACAGCCUCGCACCUCCUGCCGAAGCAGCGCCGCCUGCACGCCCUCGAGCCGCCGCGGCCGGGAGGCGCGGGGGAGGGCGGCGAGGACCUGCCCGCGGUGGCGCUGGAGCCGCUCGGCGCAGCCGCGGAGCUCCCGCCGAGGCUGCACGUCACGCAGGACGCGGUCCUGGGCAUCAUCGGCAGAUGGACCUCCGAGAGCGGCGUGCGCGGCCUGGAGCGCCGGCUCGCGCAGAUCUGCCGGUGGGCCGCCCUGCGGCUGCAGGGCGUCAACCUGCCGCUGCACGCGGGCACCGAGCGCGACCACGCGCAGGAGGAAGCCCUGUCCGCCUGCGGGCCCGACGAGGAGGGCCUCAUCACGGUGGACGCGCAGCACCUGCCGUACAUCAUCGGUAGCGAGAUGUUCGAGCUGGACAUCGCGGAGAGGCUGGUGGUCGGGGUGGCCAUGGGCCUCAGCGUGUCGGCGACCGGCGGCCAGCUGCUCUUCGUCGAGGCCACCCGGAGCAGGGGCGCCAACCGGCUCACGGUCACGGGGCAGCUCGGCAAGGUCAUGGCCGAGAGCGUCGAGACCGCCCUGUCGCUCCUGAGGAGCCGCUUCGUCCGCGUGGACGCGGGGCGGGGCGACGUCCUGGGCGAGGUCGGGCCUCUCUUCUCGGGCGAGGACAUCCACGUGCACUUCCCCGCCGGAGGCAUCCCGAAGGACGGGCCCUCGGCGGGCGUGGCGGUGCUGCUGGCCCUGGCCUCUCUGUGGCUGAACCGCCCCAGCCCGGGGCGACACCGCGGUGACUGGGGAGGUCAGCCUCCGGGGCCAGGUGCUGCCCGUGGGCGGCAUCCGGGACAAGGUGCUGGCUGCCCAGAGGGCAGGGGUCCAGCACGUCCUCAUCCCGUUGGCGAACAAGCGCAACGUGCUGGAGGACGUGCCCGCAAAGGUCCUGCAGGGCAUGGAGGUGCACUACGUCAGGCACGUCGACGAGGCCCUCGAGUGGGCCUUCAGGGUGGCCGCGGACAGCGCCAUCGCCGCGGAGGACGCAGGCGUGCCGGAGCCUGCGUACCUGAGGGCGAGACUCUGAGCAGCAUGUACAUAGCAGGGGGAGG
Molecule: messenger RNA, 2657 nt
Organism: Prorocentrum cordatum
Lineage: Eukaryota; Dinophyceae; Prorocentrales; Prorocentraceae
Source: the annotation of a GenBank genome assembly